Messenger RNA from Pan troglodytes (chimpanzee), 1826 nucleotides. It is a transcript of the gene SIRT4, whose product is annotated as sirtuin 4. NCBI's taxonomy places the organism in Eukaryota, Metazoa, Chordata, Mammalia, Primates, Hominidae. Gene Ontology annotation, molecular function: histone deacetylase activity, NAD-dependent; NAD+ binding. Gene Ontology annotation, cellular component: mitochondrial matrix. The record is from RefSeq and is a predicted model, not a curated record. The transcript has 4 exons. Bases 669 to 1613 code for a protein of 314 amino acids.
GAGACUCGAAUUUUGAGCGAGGAGAGUGAGCAGUGGGAAAGUGAGCCUGGAGGGCGCAGACGGACGACCAGCUGUGCUCGAGGGUGCGGAAACAGCAGGGUGGGGGAGUUGGGAAUAAUUUUAGGACGUCACUGUGACAAAAUCUGAAUGGAGAACACGGCUGGGCGCGGUGGCUCACGCCUGUAAUCCCAGCACUCUGGGAGGCCGAGGCGGGUGGAUCACGAGGUCAGGAGUUCAAAACCAGCCUGGACAAGAUGGUGAAACGGGGUCUCUACUAAAAAUACAAAAAAAUCAGCGGGGUGAGGUGGGCAGGCGCCUGUAAUCCCAGCUAGUCGGGAGGCUGAGGCACGAGAAUCGCUUGAACCCGGGCGGCAGUUUGCAGCGAGCCGAGAUCGCGCCAGUGCACUCCAGCCUGAGCGAGACUUCGUCUCAAAAAGAACACAACAGUGCGAGAGAAAGAAAACAGGACAGCCAGCUGGCAAGAAAAGUCAACACCGCCCUGCAUUUACCUUAAAAGUAGAGAUCACAAAAUCAGCAACUCCAACUUUCAUAAACGGAAACCGCUAAACAGGUAAACUUACACGUACUCUGGAGAAUCGGUUGGUAAGAUACUUCACCAUCUCUGAUUUGGAAAGUCCGCCGGCAAAUACUUUUCAACCUCCCAAAGAAUGAAGAUGAGCUUUGCGUUGACUUUCAGGUCAGCAAAAGGCCGUUGGAUCGCAAACCCCAGCCAGCCGUGCUCGAAAGCCUCCAUUGGGUUAUUUGUGCCAGCAAGUCCUCCUCUGGACCCUGAGAAGGUCAAAGAGUUACAGCGCUUCAUCACCCUUUCCAAGAGACUCCUUGUGAUGACUGGGGCAGGAAUCUCCACCGAAUCGGGGAUACCAGACUACAGGUCAGAAAAAGUGGGGCUUUAUGCCCGCACUGACCGCAGGCCCAUCCAGCAUGGCGAUUUUGUCCGGAGUGCCCCAAUCCGCCAGCGGUACUGGGCGAGAAACUUCGUAGGCUGGCCUCAAUUCUCCUCCCACCAGCCUAACCCUGCACACUGGGCUUUGAGCACCUGGGAGAAACUCGGAAAGCUGUACUGGUUGGUGACCCAAAAUGUGGAUGCUUUGCACACCAAGGCGGGGAGUCGGCGCCUGACAGAGCUCCACGGAUGCAUGGACAGGGUCCUGUGCUUGGAUUGUGGGGAACAGACUCCCCGGGGAGUGCUGCAAGAGCGUUUCCAAGUCCUGAACCCCACCUGGAGUGCUGAGGCCCAUGGCCUGGCUCCUGAUGGUGACGUCUUUCUCUCAGAGGAGCAAGUCCGGAGCUUUCAGGUCCCAACCUGCGUUCAAUGUGGAGGCCGUCUGAAACCAGAUGUCGUUUUCUUCGGGGACACAGUGAACCCUGACAAGGUUGAUUUUGUGCACAAGCGUGUAAAAGAAGCCGACUCCCUCUUGGUGGUGGGAUCAUCCUUGCAGGUAUACUCCGGUUACAGGUUUAUCCUCACUGCCUGGGAGAAGAAGCUCCCGAUUGCAAUACUGAACAUUGGGCCCACACGGUCGGAUGACUUGGCGUGUCUGAAACUGAAUUCUCGUUGUGGAGAGUUGCUGCCUUUGAUAGACCCAUGCUGACCACAGCCUGAUAUUCCAGAACCUGGAACAGGGACUUUCACUUGAAUCUUGCUGCUAAAUGUAAAUGCCUUCUCAAAUGACAGAUUCCAGUUCCCAUUCAACAGAGUAGGGUGCACUGACAAAGUAUAGAAGGUUCUAGGUAUCUUAAUGUGUGGAUAUUCUUAAUUAAAACUCAUUUUUUAAAAAUAAAAAAUUGUUCAGCUUUAUAUGAAA